Messenger RNA from Eriocheir sinensis (Chinese mitten crab), 3729 nucleotides. RefSeq names its product ubiquitin-conjugating enzyme E2 R2-like. The coding region runs from base 744 to 1478 and encodes 244 amino acids. The record is from RefSeq and is a predicted model, not a curated record. Gene Ontology annotation, molecular function: ubiquitin conjugating enzyme activity. NCBI's taxonomy places the organism in Eukaryota, Metazoa, Arthropoda, Malacostraca, Decapoda, Varunidae. The transcript has 5 exons. Gene Ontology annotation, biological process: protein polyubiquitination; ubiquitin-dependent protein catabolic process.
UGCCCUCCAGUCCUCGAGCAGUGGGUGCGCUGGGAGGGGCCAAGAACUCCCGAGAUUGCCGCAUAAUUCCUCCUUUUCUCCCUCCUUGGUUAACCUUUAUCGUGAAAUAGAAAGGUUGAUACAUAAGUUAAACCGUGAUAUUUAUCAUGCGCAUAUCGAGGCUGCCACGGAAGUGCGAAUGCGAGUAAAUAAAAACACUUGAGGCUGGUGGACAGGAUCCGCCAUAUUCGUUGUACUGAGGCAGACACACAGCUGUUCUCUCCUGUGUUUCCCUGCCGCCUGGAGCCCCCCUGCUCAGCGAGGCCGUGAACAGUAGACGACGGAGUGAUCUGUGAUUGCUGAAGGAGCGUUCUGAACCGUAUAUAGACCAAGGUUGUGCCUCAGAAACGAUAAGAGUGGCGCAAGGUGUCAAGGGCCAGUAUUGGAUUUUCUGAUGCUGUAGAUUCCAGGUUCCUGCCCCUCGGCCAGGUGCAUGUCUGUGUCAGCUGUGUGAGGGAGGGGCGCCGCGUGUGUGUGGGGGAGGAAGGAAGUUUGGCCCGCUGCUGCAAGUCGGUCAUUGAUUGUGGAGGUGGUGGUGGUGGUGGUGGUGCAGCAGCAGGGCGAGGAGGGCCGUGCAGCAGCAGGCAGCAGGAGCAGCACGGCGUGAAACGGGAGCCUGAGGCUGUGCAGCAGGGUGCAGGAGGGGCUGCAGCAGGGAGUGGGAGGAGCAGGUGAAGGCGGAGUGUGCAGGCUGUGCUGUGGCCAUGGCAAUGCAGCCGUCGAGCAGUGCUGUGCGAGCCCUGUCCCUGGAAUACAGAGGACUCCAGGACGAGCCGGUGGAGGGCUUCUGCGUCAAGCUCCUCAACGACGACAACCUUUUCGAGUGGGAGGUGGCCAUCUUCGGUCCGCCCGACACACUCUACCAGGGAGGCUACUUCAAGGCACAUGUCAAGUUCCCACCGGACUACCCAUACUCCCCUCCGUCCGUCCGCUUCCUCACCAAGGUGUGGCAUCCCAACGUCUAUGAGAACGGGGACCUCUGUAUCUCCAUCCUCCACCCCCCUGUCGACGACCCUCAGAGCGGCGAGCUGCCCUGUGAACGCUGGAACCCAACACAGAAUGUUCGCACAGUGUUGCUGUCGGUGAUCUCCCUGCUGAACGAGCCCAACACAUACUCCCCCGCUAACGUGGACGCCUCAGUCAUGUACAGGCGCUGGCGGGACUCCAAAGGGAAGGACAAGGAGUACGAGAACAUCAUCAGGAAACAAGUGAUGUCAUCCAGGGUGGAGGCCGAACGUGACGGUGUGGUUGUGCCGCUGACGCAGGAGGACUACUGCAUCAAGACUAAGGUCAAACCAGAUGCUGAGCCUGUUGACAUGUACGACUUUUAUGAUGAUGACUACGAUAUUGAUGACGAUGAUGAGGAAGAGGAGGAGGAGGACCUCUCAGAUAAUGCGGAAAUUGAUGACGGCGAUGACAGUGGAAACGGAGAGUCGUGAUAGGCUGGCGGCAGCGGCAUCAGAGGACAACUGGUUUCCGGCUCGAGUGCUUAAACGUCCAUAGAGGAAUAGAAGACAGAAAAUAUGAGUCAUUCACGGUAUAACUGUUCAUGGUGUUGCUGACGAUGUAAAUGGAUCUUGCGUUUCUCCUGAAGUGCUGUGGUGGUGUGGGAUGAAGGUUAGUGGACAGCACCCCUCCACCCUGCCUCCCUCCAGACACACACACACACACACACACCAUGCUUCCCUCACACUUACUACUAUUGGUCCCUCACAGCUGAACACUUUGCCCCAUAUACUUUUAAGGACUAGGCUCCACAGAACUAAACAUUUUGCAUCAGCCUGAGGUUGUAGAAGGCCUCAUUAAGCUGCAAGUUUAGUUCCAUACAGCUAAGGACUUAAUAAUUUGCUGGUUUGGACUGUGUCACAUUAGAGUAAGAACAUUGUUUUCAGCUGAGGUCAAGUACAGUAGAAAUUAGCCUACACAUUUGGCUCUUCAGCUGGUAACAUUGCACCACAAUUAAGAGUUUAACUUCACAACAAAGGGACUUACUCAAAACAAGCAUAAUUUUUGGCAACACUGAACAAAUGACUUUCUUCUAUAUAACAGAAAAUAUACCACAUUCAGCUGAAAUUUAGAACACCAUGCAGCUGAGGAGAGUCGGGGACACUUCCAGGAGUGGUAGAUAAUGGUAAUUCGCUGGUCUCAGUGAUAUUCUUUACAAACUGCAAGUGAUGGAAUCUGACUAGUCUCCUUAUUUUUUUUUUUACUACUGCUCCAGCUGCCUGUGAAUUUUGGUUGACAUGCCAGCCGCAGUAGAAGGAACAGUAACAAGAGGGAUACACGAUGUUUGCAGUUAUCUUAUAUAGGUUUUUUUCUUUCAUGAUAAGAAGGGUAUCACAAAAAUACAAAUAUUGUUUUUGCAAUAUAUCAAAUAUAAUGUUGAUGGGCUUGAAAACUGAAGGAAAGUGUGCAAUCACAAGAAAAUAUUGAUAUUUUGUAGGUAGAUAAUUGCCUGCACUUCAUACUUUUAAAGUUUCUAAUUAUUGGCAUUAAGAAAAUGUAAGUGAUAUUUAACAAUGAGAAUGAGUGUAGAGAUGAAUGUGACAUUGUGUUGCCCAGUGACCUGUGUUUUCACCUCUGAGGAAGCAGGACCCACAGGCUAGCAAUGUGUGGUGUAGGAUAAUAAAAUUAGUAGUAAUACUGUGUAUAUUGGAGAGAGUAUCCCAGUAAUGCCAUGUCAAAAAGAGUACUUUGUUUCUUUUCUUCAAAAAUUCUUGCUGCAAAGUUGACUCCCCAGCCAUGUUACUUUUCUCUUCACAAACAAUAAUUCCAUCCAAAUUUAUAUAUGUACUUUACCCAUGAUGGCUGGAGUGUGACCCAACUACACAGUGAGUUAGGGAGCGAGUGAGGGUAGGUUACUAUCACAUUAUGGGUCACUUACUGUUAAGCUAACAUCCAGACCACUUCUGAACCACUUUAUGGGCACUUUUCUGGGCCACCAAGGAGCUUCCUUCAUGAAUGCUGAGUGUUGGGAAUUACAUUAGUAUACAAUGUUAAUUCAUAAUGACUCCCUAUGAAGUUUACUUUUUGUGAGCUAAGUGAUCUAAGGGGAGAGUACGUGAAAGAGUUGAGAUGAAAGUUAGAUGGAGGAGGUUAAUUGCAGGAGAUUCAUUGUACAUAACUCAUUGUCAUAUUUAUAAUCACCUUUUCUGUGAACAAAUGAUAUGAGGCAUGUUACCAUGAUGAGGAAACAACAGGAGUUAGAAAGUGACUAAGUUCUCUUACAACAUUUCAGCAGCUCAAUGCCUGUGGAUGGACAUUUGCUCAUUUCUCUGUUGUGUUCUCUCAGUUUUGAUGUUGAAUACAUUAGCUUCAGUAGUAAAAAAAAUAUUGGCACAUGACUUAGCAAGGUAGCUAACUUACCUUGUUGCACCAUGUAAAAAAAAUAUCCUGGAUUUGACAUUUUAGAAACUGGUUUUUAAUAGCAUUCUUUGUAUAGUGACAAAAAGAUAUUCUUUGUAUGUAUGAUAUUUUUCAAGUUGUAACAACAUGCUGAUUUGUGCAUUAAGCAUUUAAGUAUUAUGUGUAGUAUUUUUGUUCCUAGUGCGGAUAUUUCUAUUGAAAGAAAAAAGUCAAGGAGAUGUGAAAUGCUGUACUGAGCAGAAAGCAAACUGCUGCACUUUUGUAUGAUAAGUAAUUUAAGGACAAGCAGGCUUCAUUUAGUGUAAUAAAAAAAUAUUGUUACAA